GAUACUACUAAUCUUUCAAACUAGUGGCUCUCAAAAAAAAUCUUUCAAAGUAGUCGCAUAAAAUAUGAAUAAAUAAAAGCAAGAAAAGCACGUGUUUCCCCAAUAUUUCUCCUCUCUCUCUCUCACUUCUCUCAAAGAAUUGCGAAAAUGGCGACCCUAACUCUCCCGUUCCUCCUCCUUCUCUCCUUCCUGGUCACCACCGCCUUGGCCCGCCCCUGUAAAACCCUCUUCUAUUUCUCUGCCACCACCACAACCACCUAUUACCCCUCCAAUUCCCUCAAUCGAAACCCUAACGAUCCCAACUACGCCCAAAUCGCAAAUCCCCGCUACAUCACCCUCAUUUUCACCACCACCGCCGCUCCCCGAUUUCCGAGCCGCCAUUUCGACCGGUUCCAUGAAAUCGCCCAAUCAUCGCCGUCCGAAUUCCCCCUGUCCUCCGUCUCCAGCUCCGUCCGCGAUCGCACCAUGGACAUCCUCAGCGUCGUCGGAGCACUGCUCUUCGGAGUCGGCUGCGGGGCCGUCACCGCCGCUGUUAUGUACUCCCUGUGGGCCCUAUUCAAUCCCCGCCCCGUUGACUUUGACGAGGUCUCCGACGACGAUGAAGUCAUCCUUGCCAAGAAGUACCAGUACGUUCCGAUCCCGACACAGAUCCAUGAUGACCUCAAGAAGGCGGCGCCGCCCGCCAAGGAGGUCGUUUGAUGGUCGAAUUGAUAUCUUUUCUUUUCUCAUAUGUCAGGGGAAAUUUGAUAUAUUUUCUCAUAAAAGGCUCUGUAUCUUUAUAUAAUUGAUGAAUUGAUUUUCAUGAUUA
Salvia miltiorrhiza (redroot sage) is the source of this 808-nucleotide messenger RNA. RefSeq lists its product as uncharacterized. The record is from RefSeq and is a predicted model, not a curated record. Lineage: Eukaryota; Viridiplantae; Streptophyta; Magnoliopsida; Lamiales; Lamiaceae. Bases 148 to 699 code for a protein of 183 amino acids. The transcript has a single exon.